ACUAGUAAAGCUAUAAUUAUGUGUGUACAGAGAAAGAACUAAAUUAUCAAGUGUUUUAAAUUUCUAUUCAAUAUCCCUUUCUACAGAUCGAUAUACUGGCGACGUAGCAUCAAAAAAUUCGUAUCACAAGUAACGAAAUUAACAAGCUGCCUCAUAGUAGAUCUUAAAAGCUUUUGUUUAUCGAAAUAGGUAAACAACAACUGAAAAAACUGGAUGAUUUGAGCGUACCUACCACGAUCGCCAUUACUAUGGGCAUUAUUAAAUUAACGGUGCAAAGUGUGUGACUGUGUCAAUGAGUAAUUCGUGUAGGAGUAUCCCAUCUUAAAGGUUUGCUAAUUUAUUUGUAAAAAGAACAUCAUUUUCUUUCAAUUUUGGCGGGAGUCCUGGCACGUUGUAUCGCGGUUGUCGAAUGGUGACGAUCUGUCACCUGUCGCCCCCUGGCCUCGUCGACGCCGAUAUAAGUUCAUGUUUCAGUGGUUCUCAGUAAAAUUAGCAGUGCAAUAGUGAAAUUCCUGGUGCGAAAUCCAUGUGGACAUUCGACGAUGCGUCGCGAUUAGGCGGGUCGGAUAUGGAUAGUAGGCGAGCGUGCCCAAGCUACGAAGCCGGGUUAGACGUAUGUGAUCCCUUGGGGUCGGUGCUGGAUUGGUCUGGUCGGGAGCCAGCGCGCAUACUGCGUCGUCGCUGUCGCAGCGAAGGCGUAGACCGCUCGCCGUACGAGGAUGUGAGUCGCGAGGCGAACCGCUCCGCGGAUGGUAACUGUCGAUAUCACCGUGCCCUGCCCAACAAGAGCCAUUUCACGCUGAAUACCAGCGAGCCGCAUUACACGGCCGCGCGGUUUCGCCACGAGUGCCUGCUGCCCGCCGCCGAGAACGGCGACUACGUCAUGGCCCACGAGCAGGACAGGUACCAUGGUUACCAGCCAGGAAGAUCAAAAUUAUACCGGAAAAGCCCAACUAGACCUUUAUUAGUUACAACACUAUCCAAUACUAAAGUGGAUGACCGUUUGCCAAAAGUUGAGGAACUACUAGAGAAAGUUGAUCAUGAAAUGAUGGAGGUGCAAGCAACAAAACAGCCUUUGAAAUCAAUACUCAAUAACCCCUUACCAAGUUCACCUCUGCAUGGAAUACUCAAAAAGCCCAAGAACAAACCACACCUAGACCCUAAAGCUGCCCUAGAGGGCCGCAGAAGACAGCGAGCAGCUAGCGAGUCUGACAACUUAUACUGCAACUAUAGUUUUGGUUCUCCAGUACCGGGAUAUGAUAACCGUCUGAACUACUUAUCGGCGACCACAAAACGUGCCAAAGACAACUCAGGCAUCGGGUACUCCUACGGUUCAGCAGUCGCCAGCCUCGGGAACACAGCUUGUAAGAGCCCCACCAGAACUCCUUCCAGUGCCAGCUCCAAGUCGAGGCAACGGAAGGAUAUACUCGUGAUAAAGGACAAUAAUGACCAUGAUAUGCAUUUGUUGAGGACAACAGCUAUCAAUGAGACCGUUCAUGUUGAACCUAUGAUGGAUUUGGGUUCUUGCCAAUUGGACAUUUCGAGUCGGUGCGGCUCCGGGACGACAACAGCGCGCUUGUCGUCCGGGCUCCGGACGUGUCGUGUCAAUAGUGCGCCCGCCGGACAUGUCGAACCGACCCGAAACGGCCAAAUUCCUCGCCAAGACACGCUCACACCCACAUGCCCAGCGGUGAGUCCGGCCCUCCCAGUCAGUUCGGGUACCACGAUACCCGUACCCAAGAAAGCUGUGAAGAUCAAGAAGAAAAUCAAAGUAACGACCAAGACCAAAGCCAAGAUGAAGUCGGGGAGCCAGACUGAUUGCUGUGGCGUUGAGUUGGAGACUGAGGACGCUCACAGCAGAUCGCCAUCACCAGAUGCUUUAACAGACUACUGGCAAAUGGAAACGGACGCAGCGUUAGCCGAAAUGGAGAAACAGGACAAGCCGGCCCUCCCCUCCACUUUGUCUAAAAAAGAGGAAGAAAACCACGUGCUGGUCACGAAACUGACCACCAAACUCAAUGGGACGGCUGUUACUGCUGCUAAGAAAAUACCUCUGAAAGAGAAAGUAUCGAAGGAGCAAAUGUUUCUGACAGCUUUGCACACAACCAACCCGUUCAAAUCCAUGCCGACACGCAAAGAUUCACCAAUUCACCUUCCGGAAUCAGUAACGAACUGUCUCCGGCCGUCCCUCUUCCCUCGCGUGCCUCCGUACCUCAAGUUCAUAGGACACGACGAGAGUCCCUGCCUGAAGAUACCCCUGCCCAUACAGAAGCAUCUCAAGUGGAAACUGACUGCAAUCACACCGAUAGUCGUGAAGAAAACCUUGACCAAUUCUGGGUUUCGCCUGGUUAAAAGCGAGUGUGAUACGGCUGAAUGUCCUCAGGAAGAAACAAUAGAAUGGAUUGGCAUAUGGGGCAAGCAUAUGAAGUCGAUAAUGUUCAGAGCGAUCAAGGACGGACAGAAAAUGAACCAUUUCCCGGGCACGUUUCAAAUCGGUAGAAAAGACCGGUUAUGGAGGAAUUUACAGAAAUUGGUAUCGAAAUACGGUAUCAAUGAGUUCGGUAUAAUGCCCAAGACGUAUGUCUUGCCUCAUGAUCUGAAGUUGCUGAAACACGACUGGGAGAAGUAUGCAGCUAAUAAUGAACGGUGGAUUAUUAAACCGCCAGCCUCAGCCCGCGGCACAGGCAUAAAGGUAGUCUCGAAAUGGACACAAAUACCCAAGAAGCGGCCGGUGGUUGUUCAACGGUAUGUGUCCAAGCCGUACCUUAUAAACGGCAACAAGUUCGAUCUCAGGCUGUAUGUGCUCGUCACGUCAGUGCACCCGCUCAGGAUAUAUCUGUAUAAGGAUGGAUUGGCCAGAUUUGCUUCAGUGAAGUACAAUGAUGAGUUAGCAUUUUUGAACGAUAGGUAUAUGCACUUAACAAACUACUCAAUCAAUAGAUUGUCAAAGAAUUACACGCCCAAUGAAGACUUCGCAGCCUGCGAGGGACAUAAAUGGACUCUUCAAACCCUAUUACAAUACUUAAAAUCAGAAAAGCGCGUGGACAUAGACAGUCUAUGGGAGGCCAUGAAGGACCUUGUCAUUAAGACUAUCAUCUCCGGAGAGGCCAGCAUCAGUUCGUUAACUAAAGCGAAUAUAACUUCCCGGUAUAACUGUUACGAGUUGUUUGGCAUAGAUGUCUUGUUGGAUGAAGAUCUUAAGCCUUGGUUGUUGGAGGUGAACAUAUCGCCGAGCCUGCACAGCGCGUCGCCGCUGGACAUCCACGUGAAGGGCCCGCUGGUGGCCACCGUGCUCAACAUCGCGCAGUUCCAGGUGCCGCUCAAGACCAACCUCGACAUGCUCAGCAAGGAGAAGCCGCAGAAACUCGCCGGGUUGCCAUACGAUAGUCGGUUAUACACUGUGUACCUGUCUAAAGAAGAAAGAGACAAACAUAUCAUUUAUACUAAUAUGGAAGAACGGGAUAUGUAUCUUCGCGACAUCCUCUCAACAUUGACGCCCGACGAUGUCCGUCACCUCAUACAAUCGGAAGACGAGUUGACGCAGUCCGGUGAUAUGGAACGCAUAUUCCCGACGCCUGAGACACACAAGUACCUCGGGUUUCUAGCGGGGCCGCGGUAUUAUAAUCGCCUGUUCGAUGCCUGGGAGUCGCGGUAUGGCAAGAAUAGGGAGCCUGGCUUGGAGCUGCUGCGCAACCUGUGCGACAUCGGCUACCACCUGGAGGUGCCGCCCGUGCCGCUCAAGCAGCUGAGCGCGUUGGAUGGUUGCAGAAUGACGUGGACGCGCCGUCGCCGGCCGCGUCGGAGCGCGCGUCCGUGCCGUCCGUGGCGUCGCUGGAGCACGGCGCCAGCGCCUGCAGCCUGGCGGCCGCCGCGCCCGCGCCCGCGCCGCCCGCGCUCGAGCCCCGCGCCUAGCGCCGCCGCCCCGCGCUGCUGAUCGUGUGCUCUGGCCGCGCUAGCUCCGCGACUCGAACCUUGUCGUCCUAAUAGUUGCCGUUAUAGAGUGUGACCGAUGUGUUUCGACAACUUUGAUGCUGUCGCUUUGUGUAGAUGAGUUGGUGCUCGACCGUUUGUCGUAGUGAAGAUUAUAUUUAAUGUUCGACGGACGCGCGACGACCAUCUGGAGUCGGCCGGGGGCCGGCGGUCCGCUCAGAGUUGUCGACCGAUAUGUGUUAGUUCUCCAGUCUUUGUCGUCGUAUUCUUGACUCGAUAUUACUCAAAUCACAUUCCUGCUCAUGACCUUUUCACUAAUUAUGGUAUAUACCUAAUUCAAAAAAAAGUUGCAAGUUACUAAAUCUGAAAAAUAUAGAAAAACUUGUUGUAAAAUUUUGGACAGCAGUGAUAAAAAUAUCAGUGUUCAAAAUUACAAGCCCGUGAACUGUAGGCAUUUAUAGUUGGCUAAUAUUUACGUAAUUAUAGUUUUAAGAAUGAAGUCUGCGUAAGACGGGCUCAAUUUGAAUGUCUACAUUAGUGGGUGAAAAGGAAAGCGGAGAAAAUUUUAAGUAUUUAUAAGAAAAUGUAGCCUUAUCUACCUAUUUGUUUUAGGAUGAUUGAAAUAAAAUUUCUGAUAUGCUUAUUCAGUACAAAUUGUAAUGUUGCAUGCAAUAAAUGGGGCGGUAAAUAUCACGAAUAACAUUUAUUCGUAUCGCCAAGCUUACUUCUGAAUAUUGGGGUUUUACGUGAUAACCAAAGCAUUCAGAAACUAUAUUUUAGUCAGUAUUCCGAGACUGAUAGAAAUCUUUAGUGUUAAUUCAUAUUUUAAUUUUGUUUUAAUGAUCUAUUUAACUUUGUACGUUCUAUCAGUCUUACAGCUGUGUACGCCCAGGUAAACUUUGUAAAACAUAUUGAUUUAAAAAUUGAAUUGUAUAAAAUUAAACAAAAAAUAAAUUCUCAAGGCUUGAAUGGUCUGCUUGAUCAGUUUAUCCUGCGUGUAUAUAGCCGAUCAUCACGAACGUUCCUUCUAAGGUUAACGUGAAUAACGUUAUUGGAGGAUUCUUUAAGUAAUGUAGGUAAUUCCCUAUUUACAAUGUGUUCAUUGUAUACCUAGAGUUUGCUAGUUUAGCGCGUAAAAGCUCGUACCGUCUUCGAGUCGUGUUCAAAGUAAUAAAGAAUCGAUGAAAUUUGAUGUAUAUAAUCUUUUAUUGUAAUCGAUUUGUGAGUAGUUACGAUUAUAUUUCCAUUCCUUUUUAAGAAAAGUUUAUAUAACAUUAUUCCCAUUGACGAUUAUGAAACGUAACCAGUGUAUUUUUUUGACAUCAUAAAUUAGUUGUUUCUUUACGAAUACAAGUUAUUGUAAUUACUAAAUUAUUUUCAGUGUAACAAUAAAUCGGUUGACACUU
Helicoverpa zea (corn earworm) is the source of this 5336-nucleotide messenger RNA. Its product is annotated as tubulin polyglutamylase ttll-4-like. Gene Ontology annotation, molecular function: tubulin binding; tubulin-glutamic acid ligase activity. The record is from RefSeq and is a predicted model, not a curated record. Gene Ontology annotation, cellular component: cilium. Gene Ontology annotation, biological process: protein polyglutamylation; microtubule cytoskeleton organization. Bases 527 to 3934 code for a protein of 1135 amino acids. Lineage: Eukaryota; Metazoa; Arthropoda; Insecta; Lepidoptera; Noctuidae. The transcript has 17 exons.